UUCGGGCCCUCCCCCUCCGUCUCGCUCGUGGUCUCCGAUCAUCGCGUCGCGCGCUGCUUCGUCUUUGGUUUGGGCGUUUACCGAGUCGGAACGGAGUGAUCGAGGUCUCGCUUUGAGUGGGGGGCUGGGAGGAGUUCUCCGUGCUGCUGGGUCGCUUGUCGGGAGAUUCUUUUUGGUCUUUCUAGUAUGGGUGUUGCGGAAUCUUUUUGGGGUUUAAGAGGAUGGUGCCGUGAGCUUUCCCGAUUGCGUCGAGAGGGGUUUCGUGUGUUCCCUGAAUUUGUGCAUCGUAUCGUGAUCUCGUGAUUGGUGUUGCUCGCAAUUUGUUGCCGGCUGCUUCCAGAAGUUCAUACUUGACGUACCUAGUUAGAAUUAUGAAUCCUUGGUACGUGUAGAAUAUCUGCAUAAACGUGCUUCGUAUUGUUAUCUUGAUGAUUCGAACCGAUCAUGGUGCCACUGUGCCAGAACACAUGUGGAGUACAUGUUCUUCUAAGCAGAGUCUAACAUGGAUCUGUUUCUCUUUGAAGUUUGAUUGGCGGCUUGGCCUAUUUGAAUGAGCCUAGUCAAUACCUUCUCCUGGUGUGCACUCCUCUAGUGUUCCCACUUUCCGAUGCUUUGUUCUCCGCUGUAGUUUCAUGACCUAUCUCCAUUGCACCAGGAUGUUUCUGGGGCCAGCUUUCUGAUUUCCGUAACUCUUAAUCUGGUUUCCGUACUUACUACUUACUAUCUAAGUUUGAGCGGCAGUUGUAGUUGAGUUGUAUGGUGUCUUUCUUCUAGUUCGGCUAUUGUCUUAGGUCCAAUUUCUCGUAGCUAUUUGUCUCCCUACCGUAAUAACCUUCUUUCAUUUUGCUGCCUCUUCUGCUGAGAUAAUAUUAAAAAGCUCUUGCUAUUUCUGGCAAAAUUCAUUAAAAUCACCUUAACUGUUGCUCUUCCAUUUUCAAAUAUAUUGAUAGGGGUAGGGCGACUUAAUUUUGCCACUUCGCGCGCUUUCAUGUUCUGUUUGACAUGUUCUCCUCCUGGUUGGAGAGGUGUACCGCUCCUAGAACAGGAUAGAAGAUUUAUAUAAAAUUAGGCCCUUCAGUCGCCCCAUGCAGUUAUCGGUCUAUCGAUGUGAUUGCCUCUCUUGUGAGGUAUGGAAAGUACAAGUUUUCGCUGUUUUUCAGAUCUCUUCUUUUUCUUUCGUAGAAUUGGGUAAAAGAAGAUUUACUGAUGGUAUGGUUAUUGUGAGUGAUUCGAUGUGCUAAAAUGACUUUCAGGUGUUCAGCAUUUAGCUAGUGGUAGUGACUGGUUUCAUAGACUUCCUCAUCAGCAUACAGGAUGUUAACAUUGGUGUGGUUUCGGGCAUUAAUUUUUCUUUGUAUGUGUCUUUUUAGGCUCCUCAUUCUUGAGUACGAAUAGUGCCUCUUGUUCUUCAAGACAAGGAGGCUUUUCCAAGUAUCGAUUACUGGAAAAAACAAAUCAACAUCGUAAUGGAUUUGUCUGUUAAACGUCAGAGCUGGUUUGGCCACUUAUACCAAACGCUAUGCCAGGAAGGGGAUGGGACUAUGAAGCAGGAUUUUGAUCAUAUCGAAAAGCAAGUAGAAGCUGCUGGUGAGAAAGUGAAAAGUUUUUGCUGUAAAAUCUUCCGUGAUGUGCAACCUCCUGAAAGAGAUGUCAUGGGAUUCGACCUUCAAUUGGAUUCAGAAGGAGAUACUUCCACCAGUGGCAGUGCUAGUUUAAUGAAAAGUGUUGAAAAUGAGCCUGGGAAGAGUAUCCCAAACCAAUCGCAGGUGGUCUCCCCCUUAGAGAAUUAUGUGGGUCAUGAAUUGAGUGAACCUGAUCCUUUUAUAGUUGACCCCCAGUUGGAUCCUCAGAGAAGUAUGCCAGUGGUAGAAAGUAAUGAUGAACAUGUCCAGGUGAUCACAGAACAAUUGCAGGUGACCUGCCAUUUGGACCCUUUUCAGGAACCAAUUGAACCCCAAACUUUUAAUUGCUCUUCUCAGAAUUCGAUUGGGGUGCCAGCGUCUUUCUCAGAUGUGGGGCUACCAGAUGAACCUGCUUCUUUUGAUAGUAUAAAGAACCAAGGACGUACAAUGGAUGAUCCUAGUCAGGAACCAGAACAAAGUGAACCUCAAACUUCUGAUCCCUCCUCUGACAAUUUGUUUGGGGUGGCGGAGUUUUCCUCAGAUUUGGGACAUACAUUCAACGACCCUAGUCAGGAGCCAACUGGAUCUCAAACUUCUUAUCCCUCUUCUCCAGAUUUGUUUGAGGUGCCAGAGUCUUCUUCAGAAUUGGAAUUGCUGGACAUAACAUUUACUUUUGAUAGUGUGAAGAACCUACCAGGACAUUAUUUUGACAACUCUAGUUGGGAAAAAAGCGAGUCUCAAACUCGUAAUCCCUCUUCUAAGAAUUCAUUUGAGGUGCCAGGGUCCUCAAAUAAGGUACUACUGGACGAACCAACUGCUUUCAGUAGUGUGAAGAACCAACAAAGACAUAUAGUCGACUCCCCAAGGGCUCCAGUGUCUGUGCAUUUACUUGAGGGUGGACGGUCCAAAUCAUCUUUGGGGCAUACAGAUGGUGCCUUGACUGAAGAAAAGGCUGCCAAGUUUUUGAAGGAAAAUGCUGUGCAGGGGGAGCCAUCUGCACCUGAGGUGUACAUAAUCUCUUCUGUUGAAAAGGAUUUAUGUGAAGCUGAUUUUCUGUCCAUUCAUCUCCCUAGCGAGGACAAUGCAAACACUGAAAGUUUAGCCCCAAACAAGCUUUUGCCUGCAAAUUCAGUUCAUGCUGAGGUGGACCUUGUCCCUUCUGACAACUUCACAGUCGAAACUGUGUGCAGCAUUGGUGCUUCAAAUACGAACGCUUCAUCUGAUAUGUCUUCACCAGUUGCAUCUCAUGAGGAAGAGGCAAAGACAAUGGAUCUUGAAAGCUUAAGCUAUCCAGUGGAAGUUGAAUCUUAUGAGUCGGAAAUCUUGCCUGAAGUUUCCUUUCAAAGAGCGAGCUUUUGUGAUGAUGAAGUUGGUAUUUUGAGAAGUAUACCUCAUAGUUCCAGCUUUACCCCAUUCUCCCUAUCAGGUGGAAGCGUGGAAAAUGCCUCUGGGUUUAGUGACGCUACUUCUUUGACUGAAGCCUACAGAAAAGAGCACAUUCAGUUCGAUGAGUCUGCUGAAUUUCAUGAUCUCUCGUUCUCUUCAGAUAAGGACAAGGAGGUGAAGCUUGAGGAGAGCCAUGUUACUUUGGAUUCUCGUGAACUGUAUGCUCUGUCUCUUAGGAUCCAACGGCUCCAACGGCUCAGAUCAUUCAAGAAGAAGAUCAUGGAUACCUUUGCUCCAAGACAAAGGACAGUAAAAGAAUAUGAACAGCUUGGAAUAUGGUAUGAAGACAGUCAAAUUGACAGCGAGUUUAAUCGGGAAAUAGAACAUACUACUUCACCAUCAGCAAUCUCAGCCUUUUCAGACCGUCAGAGUUCGCAAGAACAUCAGAUUGACUCUGAUUGGGAACUAUUAUAGGUCAUACCUAUACUUCCUUAGGUAAACUGCAUUAGAAAGGUAAACCCGGCUUUUUUUACCAUAGGGAUGAAUUAGUUGUGGAUGAUCCACUGUGACAUUAAUAAGUAUGAUUGUCAGGAGGUUUUGUCGAAAUAUGGAGAUGAAAAAUAAAAAUAGUCUGAAAGAAGAUACAGCUUCCUAUAGAAAUGAUAUACUCGUAAGCAGGUAUCUUUUGUUUU
Molecule: messenger RNA, 3700 nt
Organism: Syzygium oleosum
Lineage: Eukaryota; Viridiplantae; Streptophyta; Magnoliopsida; Myrtales; Myrtaceae
Exons: 5
Coding region: 1467-3482 (671 amino acids)
Source: RefSeq, a predicted model, not a curated record